Molecule: messenger RNA, 1798 nt
Organism: Myxozyma melibiosi
Lineage: Eukaryota; Fungi; Ascomycota; Lipomycetes; Lipomycetales; Lipomycetaceae
Product: kinase-like domain-containing protein
Exons: 1
Coding region: 302-1765 (487 amino acids)
Biological process (GO): protein phosphorylation; intracellular signal transduction
Cellular component (GO): cytoplasm; nucleus
Molecular function (GO): ATP binding; protein serine/threonine kinase activity
Source: RefSeq, a predicted model, not a curated record
UCAGAUAUCCACAUAUUCAGAUAUCCCUUUAUUCUUAUAUCUACAUAUACAUAUACAUAUACAGUAUAAAUAAUACAUUAUACAGUAUAUCCCACUAAUCUCUCAGACAUUCACACAACUACAACAGCGGCACUGGGUCCAUUCCGGUGAUCGAGAGCUGCCCCUAUUUCCGGUAGCCUGUGUCUCGGAACCUCUCUCACCUCCUUCUUCCUCGCUCUUAUAUAAACAAACACCAAUACCCUCCCCAUCUCUGCACCUCUCAUGUCUCCUGUUCCUCUCCUCAGCAGUCCUGCUGCUCACCAUGUCGGCCAUGGCCUCCCCAGAGAACAUCCCUCUGACCCUCUCCGACCGCUUCGAGCUGCUCUCCCCUCUCGGCCAUGGCUCCUUCGGCACCGUUUCCUGCGCCCGCGUCCGCAGAGCAAACGCGUCCACUGUUCCCUACCUCCGGCCUGACUCCAUCGUCGCCAUCAAGAGCAUGAAAAAACCCCUGCCAAACCCAGCAGACUACCUCCGCAUCCGCGAGGUCAGCUUCCUCCGCAUAAUCCCUCCGCACGACAACAUCGUCCGCGCCUACGAAAUCUUCCUCGACCUCUCGACAAACCAGCUGCAUAUCAUAAUGGAAAAGCUCGAGAUGAAUCUCUACCAGUACCUCACCUCCCGCGCCGGCGUCCGCUUCUCGACUCCCACUGCCCGCGCGAUCCUCUUCCAGGUCGUCAGCGCCGUCCAGCAUAUCCACUCCCACGGCUUCUUCCACCGCGACAUCAAGCCCGAGAACGUGCUCGUCUGCCUACCGCCCCACGGCGCAAGCCACGACGACAUCGCCCCGGCAGUCAAGCUCUCGGAUUUCGGACACGUGCGCGAAGUCAAGGGCAAAUCUCCCUACACGUCCUACGUCUCGACGAGGUGGUACCGCGCGCCUGAGCUGCUGCUCAAAGUAGGCCACUACGGGCCCGAAGUCGACAUCUGGGCGCUUGGCGCGAUGGCGUUUGAGAUUGCGACGCUCACGCCGCUGUUUGCGGGGAGCUGCGAGAUGGACCAAAUCUCAAAGAUAUGCGAGGUCGUCGGAUCGCCUGAUUCGGUCAUGUCGAUCGGAGGCACUUGGCAGGACGCGGAUAUGUACACCAUCAAGCUUGGGUUCUUGCUUCCAGAGCGCAAUGAGGGGAUUAAUCUCCUGGACCGGCUACUCAAAAAUGCUGCUCAAUGCACAGGGAGCGACGAAGGAGAAUACUCCUCGCUCUCGUACUGGAUCGCCAUGUGCCUAAAGUGGGAUCCUCAGCGACGCCCCUCGAUCGAUGAACUGAUAGAGGAUCGAUAUCUUGCAAAUAACACAAAGCUUCUACGGCACAUGCCCGGCCGUAGCAUAUCCCCAUCAAGUCCAAGGACUAGUAUGGUCUCAGGCACCUCUUCCACCGCACCAUCAUCAUCAUCCCCAUCCCCAUCCCUAACAUCCUCGUCAUCCAUGCAACAUUCAACUUCGGUAUCCGAGCUAUCAUCGACCACGAAAAGCGCAGCAUCCGCCUCCCCUUCGGACGACUGCUCACAGUGUCCUCAUUCUGCUAGCCGCAAGCAUUCCCGCUGGAUGCGGAACAUCUCAUUCAUGCAUCACUACGACGACGAAACCGUCCACCAACGCAGCAGUGCGUCGAGGAAAUCGAAAGCCUCAACAAAGCAUCAGAAUCCUCCUUUUCUCAACCGGCACCGUCAUUCAUUCAUGUCUUUCUUCAAGUCUAAAACGGCUUCGAGAUCCGAGACCAGCAUGUACUAGAUCUUCUAAACUAUAACAGUAGCAUAUGAUGAU